AUGGACGAGAGCGGACCGUCCAAAAUUACCCCUCCGCUCCCUCGGCAUCCGUCAGGGUCGGGCCGGAAUGGGUCGUCACCCUCGCUCCAGCGCAGGAAGAGCAAGGGGAAAGAACGAGCAGAUGAUGGAAAGAGGGAACGGCCGGCCUUUCUCAAAGAGAUCGGGUCGGCUACUAUCAGCCUGCGCGCCGCGGCGGUGCAGGACCUCAGCGAUGACGAUGGGGAGGAGCCUCCCGGAUUCCGGCGGUACGGAUCUGGCGUGCGCGCACCUCUACCUACCAUCACCUCGCCUAUCGUCUCUCCUCCCGCUCAGUCCGCCUUCUUCAAGCGGUCCAACACCGCGAAUCGCCUCCCACCUGUCGCGGGUGCGGUCCGCCGAACGCGGUCCAACUCGGUCCACGUGCCAGGUCGGGUAGGGGACGGUACCGGCUCCUACUUUCUCCCUCACUACUCUACCGACCGGGCGUACUCUCGUCCAGAGACCAGCGCGCUCGAGACGGACUCUGGAGGGGCGAGUCAGAUCAACCUCGAGCUCGGGCUAGGCGGGGCGUUCGAUGCGUCGUUCGGCGAGGCGCUGAGAAGAGGCGUAGGGGGAGAAGAGAUGCCGCUCCCGCAAGAAGCGUUGAGGGUGUUGACGGAGGCCAAGGAGAGUUUGGAGACGCGGUUGAUGGGCAAGCAGGGGAGGAAGGGGAGUAUGGGGAUGGGACUGUUCAAGGACAUGGGACACCGCCUAUUGCGCCUACGAAUGAGACGGCGGUCCCGCCUCGCCAGCUCACUAGAGGAGGCGAACGACUCUGGGGAUGCAGCUUCGAUCGCAGCGUCUAUCCGGAUCCUCGCCGCCUCGCCCGUCCUCUCCCGUCGGUCUCGUGCUUCCCUCAUCAACCCCGCGGACCUCCCCAAUAUGGUUUUGCCAGAUACAGACUAUCGAUCCGCUCAUCGCGGCUCUAUAUCGAUGAGCGAUGACUCUGGGUAUACCAGCGGGACCGCAUCCAGCCUCUCACCCUCCGGCUCGGAAGACGAGGAGGAUUCAGAUCCCGCGCCCAGCCAGUCUGAAGAAGAUGGCUAUUUCAGUCACCGCCCCCAUAGCCAGGACAUCCACAGCGAUGAUACAGAGAUGAGUGCGGAGGAGGUCGAGGAGGAUCGAAUGACGGUGCCGCUCCAGCCAUUCAACCAUGCUGUCGGAGGGCAUAGUUCGAUCUACAAGUUUACACGAAGAGCGGUCUGCAAGCCAUUGGUCAGUCGAGAGAAUCUCUUCUACGAGGAGGUCGAGCGGCUUGCUCCUGCUCUACUCGCCUUUAUCCCUCGAUACCUCGGCGUCAUGCUCGUCAACUAUCGAAAACACCGUCUUCCCACCGACGAUGAUGGCGCCGGCACCCCCGCCGAUCCCGACUCCCCAGCUAUGACCUCUCCGGAUCCAUCUGCCCCUCCCACACCCGCAUCUCGGCCACACCUACAGAAAUCAGCGUCCAUGGCGACUUAUCGCGAAGCGGACGUCGAGGUACCGGAAGUAUCACUCGACUGGAAUCGGCACGUCGUUCCAGACUGGCUGUUCCGGUCGAGCAGGGAUGAUCGGCGCGGGCGAUUCCGGCGGGAAACGAGCCAAGUCAGCGAGGAUGAUGCGAGAGGGGGGCGGCUCCGGCCUUCUUCGGCGCGGAGUCAGGAGUUUAUCCGUCCUGGUCAGUCGUCGCCAGGAAGCUCUUUUGGCGGGUCGUUUGGCGCCUCGCCUAGUCUACGCGGGAUGCCUUCUUCACCUUCGGGCCUGACGAUCCCUCGUGUUGUUCCGGAAACGAACGACGCGCCUACCCCUCUUCCCAGCCUCAACUCGCCUGUCCCCUCCCAUCUACACCACACCGUCUCCACUCCGCUUCUCCCUCAUCGCGCCCUCUUCCCUUCUUCGACCCUCUCGCACGUCCCUUCUGCCAGUGACGUCCACCUACCGGGAUACUGCUCGCCGCUACCGUGGGGCGGAACCGGGUCUACCACGGUCAACACAAAGCUCAAAGAUCACGUCUUUGCUACGAUCCUCAAGCGGCUCAAGAAGAACGCUAGUCAUGCGCUACAUCCCCAUCGCGGCGAGGACGCGGAUGACGAGCACGAGUCGGGCAGCGGGACGGCGAGUCUAUCGAGCAAGAAGAUACGGCGGGGAAGGGGACGGAAGGGAGAAGGGAAGAGUGUGGAUCUGAGGUCUGGAGGCGAAGGGGAGGAGGGGAUCCGAAGGACCAAGAGCGAUAUGGUGCUCCAUGAUCGGAGGGGCAAGAGGGAGGAGAGUGAGGAUCGGGGCAUGUUUGACAUGCAGGAUCUGGAGGAGGGAGAGGGGGAGUUGGAGGUGCGGAAGAAGCCGGUCUUGAACCUGCUCAAUACGUUACGGCCAAUGACACCCUCGACGGCCUCGCCGGUACCCAUCCCAUCGGUAUCGUCUCACCUGCCAUCUUCGUCCGCCUUACCUACUCCAACCCUCGACACCCAGCCACCUUCGACAACGGACGAUCCACAUACCGGCGCAGCGCGGCAGGAGCUCUUCAUCUUUAUGGAGGACCUCACCGGGCGGCUGAAGCACCCGUGCGUGCUAGAUCUCAAGAUGGGGACGAGGCAGUACGGGUACGAUGCGACUCCUCUCAAAAAGAAGAGUCAGCGGAAGAAGUGCGAUGCGACCACGUCGAGAACGCUAGGGGUGCGGAUGUGCGGAAUGCAGGUCUGGAACAAUUCGACCCAAUCUUUCGUCUCCAAAAACAAAUAUCGCGGACGGGAGAUUAGAACGUCGGACUUUUCAAACAUCCUGCGUCUCUUUCUGGACGACGGUGAACGCCUCCUCACUGCGCAUAUCCCCUUCCUCAUCCAAAAACUACACAACCUCGCGGCGAUCGUGCUCCGGCUCGGCGGAUUCCGGUUCUACGGGUGUUCGCUGUUGUUGAUUUACGACGGGGACAAGGAGGCGCAGGAUCACUUUGUGAAGCAUGCGGGGACGAUAGGGGAGGUGGAGACGCCGAUGCCAGGGAAGUUGGGGAGGGUGGAGGAGGAACGGAGCACUCGGCCGGUCGAAAUUCCCCCAAGUCCAUCCCGUCGGAGUCGGAGCGUCGACCAUCACUCGAAACAUCGGCACCAUCACUCGCACUCCCAUUCCCAUUCUCACUCCCGGACCGCUCACUCUCAGGACGAUACACCUUCUCAGGCUCCCAAGAAAGCCUCCAACCGUAUCCGAGGGGAGAUCAACCUCCGCGUCGUCGAUUUCGCCCAUACCACCACCGGCGCCGAUUUCGUUCCCAUGCCUCGGGACCCGGACGAGGACGUACAGGCGCUAGGGAAGGGGUACGAUACCCGCUUUGAUCCCGAGACGGGGCUGGCGUUGGCGCGUUUCCCGCCAAAGCACGCGGAUAGGCCGGAUAUGGGGUUUGUGUUUGGGCUGCGAUCGGUCGUGGAGGCGUUACAGGAUAUCUUGGCGGAAGCGGGCGAGGGGGCGGUGCAGGUCAAGGAAGAAGGGGAUGUCUUUGAGCGGGCAUUUGGAAGUGAGGUAGAUCUGGGAGCGUUGUCGACGUAG
This is a messenger RNA of Dioszegia hungarica, 3534 nucleotides long. RefSeq lists its product as uncharacterized. Gene Ontology annotation, cellular component: cytoplasm; nucleus. The record is from RefSeq and is a predicted model, not a curated record. Gene Ontology annotation, biological process: inositol phosphate biosynthetic process; phosphatidylinositol phosphate biosynthetic process. The coding region runs from base 1 to 3534 and encodes 1177 amino acids. The transcript is spliced from 6 exons. NCBI's taxonomy places the organism in Eukaryota, Fungi, Basidiomycota, Tremellomycetes, Tremellales, Bulleribasidiaceae. Gene Ontology annotation, molecular function: inositol hexakisphosphate kinase activity.